CCUUCAAUUACGAUUCAGACAAUCUGAGGAAAGUUAGGAAAAACCCAAAUUAACUUUUUUCUUUUCUUUUUAACUCCACAAAGACAAAACUCCAUUUUUUCACAUUUUCUCAUCAUUUCUUUAAGCUAAAAAUUCAAUAUUUUUCCUUUAAUCCCCACUCUUUAUCUCUUGAAAAUAGCUAAAAAUCCUAAAAAAAUCUGAUUCUUCCCAUUAGCUUCAGCUAUUUGCCAGUUAAUCCGUCUGUAUUUUCUGUUCAGCUGGAAAAUGGUGGGUUUUUGAGUACAAGGUGAAAUAAAAAAGAAAAAAAAUUCUUUUGGGGUGAUUUUCUUGGUUGAAAAUAUUUGAGUUAUGGAGGGAAGAGAGAAUAUGUGUCUGAGUGGAGCAACAGUGGUGGGAUCAGAUGCACCUUCAGAUUACCACGUGGCACCUAGAACCACCACUGAAUCAGCAGCUCAAAUGGUGGUUAUUUCACAAACUCCGGCCACUGCCACGGCGGCCAUCGCCGUCGCCGGUGGCGGAGCUGGCGGCGGAGCACUAAUGGUAGUGAAGAAGAAGAGGGGUAGACCAAGAAAGUAUGGACCAGAUGGGGCACUGUCACCUAAGCCGAUAUCGACGGCGGGGCCUGCGCCGUCGCCGGUGAUUGAUUUCUCGGUGGAGAAACAACGGGGGAAAAUCCGGCCAGUUGGGUUGGUUAGUAAGCCUCAUAUGCCUAAGAUGGACGUUGAAAAUUCAGGUGAAUGGGUCUCAUGCUCUGUUGGUGCUAAUUUUACACCCCAUAUUAUCACCGUUAAUACUGGAGAGGAUGUCACGAUGAAGAUUAUAUCGUUCUCUCAACAAGGGCCUCGGGCAAUAUGCAUUCUCUCAGCAAACGGUGUAAUUUCAAGUGUUACGCUGCGUCAACCUGACUCUUCCGGGGGCACAUUGACGUAUGAGGGCCGGUUUGAGAUACUGUCAUUGACUGGAUCAUUUAUGCCAUCCGAGACGGGAGGAAUGAGAAACAGAUCCGGCGGAAUGAGUGUUUCUCUAGCAAGCCCUGAUGGACGUGUUGUUGGAGGUGGAGUUGCAGGUCUACUAGUUGCUGCAAGUCCAGUGCAGAUUGUUGUGGGCAGUUUUCUUGCUGGAAAUCAACACGAGCAGACGACCAAGAAAAACAAAUUGGAGCCUAUAAUAGCUGCUGUUCCUCUAUCUAGUGCAGAAAAUGAAGACUCUUAUAAUCACUCUUCUGCAAAACAAAUUAUGCCAACUUCCUCAAUUAACUGGUCAUCGUCGUUAGCCCCCGACUCAAGAAAUAAGCCAGCUGACAUCAAUGUAACUCUACCUGCAUAGGGUAUAUCUUUCACAGUUCAUAUUGAUCCUUAAUUCUCACAUCCAUUUGUUGUUAAUUUGUCUGUCAACCUCGUACCAGAGCAUGUCAUUUUCCGACGAAGUUUGUGUAGUAAUUUGAACUAGUUUUCCACUUAGUUCUUUUCUUUGGUCUUUUGUUGUAGAAUUUUAGAUGUAUAAUUGGUCCCAGAAAUGAAUUUCAUCUUAGUUCAAGGCUUCAUGUUUAGUUUUAGCAGGUACAAUUGAUCAUCUUCUUUUCA
Molecule: messenger RNA, 1583 nt
Organism: Nicotiana attenuata
Lineage: Eukaryota; Viridiplantae; Streptophyta; Magnoliopsida; Solanales; Solanaceae
Product: AT-hook motif nuclear-localized protein 1-like
Exons: 6
Coding region: 349-1326 (325 amino acids)
Molecular function (GO): minor groove of adenine-thymine-rich DNA binding
Source: RefSeq, a predicted model, not a curated record